Molecule: messenger RNA, 1674 nt
Organism: Aspergillus terreus NIH2624
Lineage: Eukaryota; Fungi; Ascomycota; Eurotiomycetes; Eurotiales; Aspergillaceae
Product: N(6)-L-threonylcarbamoyladenine synthase family protein
Exons: 2
Coding region: 1-1674 (557 amino acids)
Biological process (GO): mitochondrial tRNA threonylcarbamoyladenosine modification
Cellular component (GO): mitochondrion
Source: RefSeq, a predicted model, not a curated record
AUGUAUCGUUCUGCUGCUCCCAAGCUGUCCCUCAGCAUUUCUGCUGCGCAGAAUGUCCGUCCUACGCUGUCUCUCAAGUCGCCGGGUCUGCCGCGGACGCCCAUCUCCCCGUCCGCCGCCAGCCCGACCGCCAAGCGCUUCUCAUCUCUCCAAGUGCCUUCGUACAAUUACAGCAAUUCUUGCACCUCCAAGAGCAUUCUCAAGAAGCAGCCCAAUGGACACAAUGCGGUCCCGGAGAAGCGCAUCCAGUUCAAAGGCACCCCCACGGUCCACUGCGUGACCCCCAUCGAGAACCCCGAGGAGUAUUACGGCAACUACGUCAAGCUCUCGCGCGAAGAACGUCGCUGGAUGGUCCAGUCCGAUCGGCGACGAUACAGCAUCACUGACUGUGCCGCCGUGCAAAGCGAUGAUACGUCGGUCGCCAUCGUCGAAAAAAACACCCAGAAGUCAUCGGCGCAAAUUCAUUUCCUCGAGAAUGUGACAGCCGACCUGAACGCGUAUCGCGGAGUCCAUCCGAUCCUCGCUCUCGAAUCGCAUCAAGAAAGCCUCGCGAAACUCGUGAACAAAGCGCUGUCGCAUUUGCCCGUCGCGUCGGGCGAUACCACCACUGCCCAUGGGACGAUAUCUUUAACAAACUGCUCGCAACCUCGUCGCAAACCAGACUUCAUCUCCGUCACCAGAGGCCCCGGCAUGCGCGCCAACCUCUUCGUCGGCUUGGACACCGGCAAGGCUCUGUCUGUCGCAUGGCAGAUCCCUUUCGUCGGCGUCCAUCAUAUGCAGGCUCAUCUGUUGACCCCCCGACUGGUGUCCGCGCUGUCGCACAAUCAGGACAAUACUCCCACUACAACCCCGUCGCCUAUAACCCCCGAAUUCCCCUUUCUCUCUAUUCUCGUUUCUGGCGGACACUCCAUCCUCGUCAAAUCCGCAUCCAUCACCGAACAUGAAGUCAUGGCGUCGAGCGCAGACAUCGCCAUAGGAGAGUCCCUAGAUAAAUCAGCCCGGGAGAUCCUCCCCGAUGAUUUACUCGCCAACGCCAAGAACACAAUGUACGGCAAGAUUCUUGAACAGUUUGCCUUUCGCAACGGCCCCAUCGACUACGCCGACUACCAGCCGCCGAAGAAGCGCGGCGACGAGGUCGUCAAGCGUGAAACCCCCUGGGGCUGGUCCCUAACAACCCCCUUCGCCAACACCCGCCACCUCCAGUUCAGCUUUUCCUCGAUCGCCAGUGCCGUCACCAAAAUCGUCGCCCAGAAACAGAAGGCGGGUGAGACACUAUCCCACGACGAGCGGGUGGACGUGGCGCGCGAGUCGAUGCGCGUGUGCUUUGAGCAUCUCGCCUCCCGCACCGUCAUCGCGCUGGAAGCCCUCCGCGCCCAGCCAGAGAGCCAGGAGAUCAAGACGCUCGUUGUCAGCGGCGGUGUCGCAGCGAACCGGUUCCUCAUGACCGUGCUGCGCUCGUUCCUGGAUGUCCGCGGGUUCGGACAUGUGGACAUUGUCGCGCCACCGCCGUACCUGUGCACCGAUAACGCCGCCAUGAUCGGGUGGGCGGGCAUCGAGAUGUUCGAGGCGGGCUGGCGGACGGAUCUGGGCAUCCGAGCGUUGAGGAAAUGGAGCCUUGACCCGCAGGCCGACGAUGGCGGAGUCUUGGGACCGAAUGGGUGGCAGCGGGUGUGA